AUGCCCUGUGCAGAUGGAAGCCGCUCAGAGGUCGGUGGAACCCCACUGGCGGCCCUCCGUGUGACCUUGUCCGGUCCCAGAGCCUCUCAGCAUGCCCCGUACCGGGGCAGAGUGAGAGAAGGAAGGAGAAAGGGGAAGGCAACUUUGGAAGAUCUUCUGGGUCCCGGGAGGCUGUGGCCAGACGCUUCUCCCCCCAGCCCCGCCGCCGGGGGCCAAAUUCCGAGGCCAGCUGCUGUCCUUGCGGUGAGGAAUCCGGCCCGACGGGAUUCCUGCGCCACUCCCCCUCCUCGAGAGAGGGUGCUGGGCCCCGCGGCAGGGGCAGGGCGGGGGUGCGCAGAGAGCGGGGUGGUCCCCCGGCCCCUGGGGUUCCUCCGCGGCAGGGCCGCCCCCGACAGCGCCCCCAAGUCCCCCACGCCCGCCCGACCCGGCGCGAAUCGCCCCCCAACGUUGGCCUGGCAGCCGCUAACCGCUAACGGCUGGCCCUCCGACUGGCUUGUCGAGGCUGCCGCAGCAAUUAGAGCAGGAACAAGGUACCGCCCCCAGGCUGCGGCGCCAGCGUGUGACCCGGCAAAGGUGCCCGGUCCCCGGGGGGCGGGACUACUCCGGGCGGCGACGGGGGCCGAGCACCCGCGCAGCCCGCCCGCCAAGCGCAGCGGCCUCGGGGCUCGAGCCGGAGACCCCGACCCCCUCCGGUCCCGGCCGCCUGCACCCACUGACCCCUCGACCUCCUUCAGCGCCUGCACGUGGUGGGUGCCCAGUGAGUGUUCAACGAGUGAGGGGACUGGGAGAUUCCCGAGGUGGGGGCGCCAGCGUGGCCUGAGUUCUAAUCCCAGUUCCGCCCUAUUCCCUACUCGCAGUUUGGCGCUGAUCGGGUGGAUCCCACCGCUCACCGAACACGCCCGGCCCUCGCGACAGAGGCACCGUGAGUACGCCCGCCAUCCGGGCGCAUCUUGGGCACACACUGCCCAGUCCCCCGCCCCUCUGCAGCGGGCAAGGACCACGUGACUCCUUAAGUAGGCCACUUCUCCUGGGCGAGCCUCUCUGCCCUCCUAUUCCCCUUGUCUCUGACCAGCAGCGAAGGAUCCAAGAGAAGCAGCUGGGGCCGCGACACGACCGCCAAGGCGCCCCGGGGCCCUGAAUCACCACGCGGAAUUCUCCCUGGCCACGUGAGCGAACCGAGACAGGAACAACAGUCGAACACGGCCCUCGAGGGCCGUGAAGGUUAAAUACCUAGUACACCUGCCCGGGACUCUUCCCUUCCGUGGGAACCCAGGGAGCUGGCCGCAAGGGGAAGCCCACAGCAUCGCAGGAAGGAAGGAUCUGGAUCCCAGGGCCGAAGAGAGAGGCCUGGCCGGCAACAUGGGCGAGGAGUUUGCUUGAGCCAGACGCAGAGCCUCGCGGUGCACAGCUGCUGCCCUUGGGGGACUGUCCUCAUGGCACCUGGCUUCCCCUUCCUUUGCCGUGUCCACCUGGCAAACCCCCAUGCCAGGUGAACCCAACCUGCCCUUCUCAACUGCCACCGGAAAGCUGAAUGUUCCUGAAGAACACCCUAUAACUGGUUCAACUGGUUUUACCUUCAAUUGGUGCCCUGAGCCAGGGGGGUCCUUUCUCUGUCCUACUGCCUGUUCCGGGAGGUUGGUCUUUCUCAGCCCAGGUGACCCACUUUACCAUCGCAAACGCUUUUAAGGGUACAGUUCAAGACUGUUCACGUAAGUUCUUCGAGCUAUCGUGAAUCAAACUGUUAGGAAUAGUGGUGUACAAAUACCUGUUCAAAUCCGCACUUUUUUUUUUUUUUUUAAUGUUUUAUUUAUUUUUGAGACAGAGGCAGAGUGUGAGAGGGGAGGGGCAGAGACAGAGGGAGA
Messenger RNA from Leopardus geoffroyi (Geoffroy's cat), 1862 nucleotides. Its product is annotated as nascent polypeptide-associated complex subunit alpha, muscle-specific form-like. NCBI's taxonomy places the organism in Eukaryota, Metazoa, Chordata, Mammalia, Carnivora, Felidae. The record is from RefSeq and is a predicted model, not a curated record. The transcript is spliced from 3 exons. Bases 1 to 1005 code for a protein of 334 amino acids.